AAGACGCUCUUAAUUUGAAAUCCGCGUCACCCGGAAGUGCUGCAGCUGCCGCUUUGUUCGGGAAGCUGUAACAGACGCGCUUUUUACAGCAUCUUGAUAAUCUUCAGAACAGUAGAAACUUUUUGACAUUACGGAGUAAAAUAUGUUUUACCAUAUUUCUCUGGAACAUGAGAUUCUCCUCCAUCCUCGAUAUUUUGGUCCAAAUCUGUUAAACACAGUCAAACAGAAGCUGUUUACAGAGGUGGAAGGCACAUGCACUGGAAAAUAUGGUUUUGUCAUUGCAGUGACAACAAUUGAUAACAUCGGGGCAGGUGUCAUUCAGCCCGGCAGGGGUUUCGUGUUGUACCCUGUCAAGUACAAGGCCAUUGUGUUUCGGCCCUUUAAAGGGGAGGUUGUGGAUGCAGUGGUCACUCAGGUUAACAAGGUUGGACUGUUUACAGAAAUUGGCCCAAUGUCCUGCUUUAUUUCACGCCAUUCUAUACCCUCUGAAAUGGAAUUUGACCCGAACUCUAAUCCUCCCUGCUACAAGACUGUGGAUGAGGACAUUGUAAUCCAACAAGAUGAUGAAAUUCGAUUGAAGAUUGUUGGUACUCGAGUAGACAAGAAUGAUAUUUUUGCCAUUGGAUCCCUUAUGGAUGAUUACCUUGGUCUUGUUAGUUGAUGUGUUUGUCAAAAUGCAGUCAUCUUGCAGUUUCUUUGUACAUAUUUUUUUUCUGCACUCUCUUUUAAGCAGUGUAGAUCAAGUAUUGAUUUUUUUUAAUUACUGUUUUCAUGUUGAACAAUAUUUUUAAGUUGUAUCCUCAAAAAAUCAGUCAUCAGUCCAGUGUAAGUAAAGGAGAAUGCAUUUAAGAUCAAUACAGACACUAUACAUCAUUGUUGGGUUUGCCUUAGCCUGAAGAAAUUGAUGGUGUGUAUAACUGAUCAGUAAAAGCUGCUGUCUGUAAUCACUUCUGGCCUACUUAUAAGCUUUAUGUUAUGGCAUAUGUGUUCAUUGUACUCCUGUGCUGUACCAACUACACUGGCAUGUUCUUCGUAAACCACAGUAUUUUGUGACUGUAGGCGUUCUGUAUGCUAAAAUACAUGAUUGAGUGUAUAUACUUUUAUAAACAAAUCUUGUGAACAUAA
Messenger RNA from Silurus meridionalis, 1125 nucleotides. It is a transcript of the gene polr2g, whose product is annotated as RNA polymerase II subunit G. Gene Ontology annotation, molecular function: single-stranded DNA binding; single-stranded RNA binding; translation initiation factor binding. The coding region runs from base 143 to 661 and encodes 172 amino acids. Lineage: Eukaryota; Metazoa; Chordata; Actinopteri; Siluriformes; Siluridae. The transcript has 8 exons. Gene Ontology annotation, biological process: positive regulation of nuclear-transcribed mRNA poly(A) tail shortening; DNA-templated transcription; transcription initiation at RNA polymerase II promoter. Gene Ontology annotation, cellular component: RNA polymerase II, core complex; P-body. The record is from RefSeq and is a predicted model, not a curated record.